AUGUCAAGGAAAAAAAUAGAAAAUAGAGGCUGACUGUCUACAGUUGAUAAAUUAUGUCACGCUUGAGGUAUAGAGGGAGGGCUGGAAGAAAACGAUCGUGAACUUUAGAAGUUGAAGGAUUUUUUAACAAUUACGGAAGAAAAAUGCACCAAAAAACAGACGGUAGCAUGACUUGCAAGCGUGGCAUGUGCUUACAGAGGAUCAGCCAUGGAAUAAUAUGGAGUUUAGAAACAGCCUUUUAUCACCUUGGACAUUUUGUUGGGACAUAUCCUAUACUGACCAUUGUGCUGAGUUUUGUGGUCUGUGGAAUUGCCUCCCUUGGUAUGGCCAAUUUUACAGAGACUGAUAUAACAGAGAAGCUAUGGGUGCCAUCCUACUCCCGCAUACAGAAGGAGAAGAAAUGGGUGAUGGAGAACUUUCCACCAGACACCAGAUUCGCAAAGAUAAUCACUGUAGAAAACAACAUUCUAUCACCAAGAUCACUGAACGCUAUGUUAGAUAUUUAUGAAAAAGCAGUAUCCUAUUACAAAGAUGGAUACUCCUAUCAGUCCAUGUGUUUAAGAGUUGGUUCCCACUGCAAAGUUAACAGCAUUUUGGAGAUUUGGUCAUACAACAAAACUGCCAUAUCACAUUUGACCUACAAUGAUAUCUUAAAUGACAUAAAUAAUAUCAAAUACAGUCCACUGUUCCAUAAUGAGCUGGAUGUCACCACUGUGCUAGGGAAUAUUUUAUUUGACGAGGAAGGUAAAAUCAUCGCGGCAGGGGCAGCCUCCAUGCUGUUUCUUUUGAAAGAUGAAGAGGAGACAAGGUCAGUGGCUAUGAACUGGGAGAUGGAGGUCAUCCAAUCAGUACAAAAAGGUCAUCAACAUUUACAGGAGAUAUACGUGUAUGCCACUCGCAGUUUUGAUGACGAGGGAUACGGAGCUGUUAAUGAGGACAUUAAUCUUCUGUCUGUCGGCAUCUGCAUCGUCCUCAUCUUUGUCAUCUUAACUCUUGGAAGAUUUAAUCUUGUAGAACAUAAGCUUCUGCUGUCCCUAGCAGGACUGUUGAGUGUGGGGAUGUCCAUUGGUUUUGCUUAUGGUUUAGCUACGACAUUUGGCGUUAUUUAUGGUCCUGUACAUGCUCUUAUGCCUUUUCUUUUGCUAGGCAUUGGUGUGGAUGAUAUGUUUGUCAUUGUGGAAGCCUGGAAGAAUCUGACCCCCGAGGAAUGCCAGCUCCCCCUCCCCAAGCAGAUUGCCAUGACGAUGAAACAUGCCGGUGUAUCAGUGACUGUGACUUCCAUUACAGAUAUUGUGGCCUUUGCAAUAGGAGCUUCAACUGUGAUACCAGGCCUGAGUGCUUUCUGUAUUGAUGCGGCCCUUGGAAUUCUGGCUUUAUUUAUCCUCCAGUCCACGUUUUUUGUGGCCUGUCUGACUCUGGAUCAGAAACGCAUCAAGGCUCGGAGAGACGCCAUAUUGUGUUGUCUAGCUUACAAAACCUUUGAACCCAAUAAAUGUAGUCAGAAAAAUUUUCUGGCUUUAGCUUUUAAGGAAUAUUUUGGACCAUUUCUGAUGAAGAUUCCGGUCAAGAUUUUAGUUGUGUUUGUGACUGCGUCUUUGCUAGGGGUCAAUAUCUAUGGCUUCUAUAACCUAAAGCAGGACUUUGACCUAGUUAUGUACAUCCCGUCUGAUUCCUAUGCCCACAAAUUUGCCAAGGCCCAAGAGAAGUACUUCCCAGACAGAGGGGUGGAUGUAAAUGUUUACUGUGGUGACAUACAUUAUGGCUCUAGCCAGAAGAUCUUAAAUGACAUGUUAGCAAAAAUCCGAGCUGAUCCUGGGGUGGAGAACGGAACACUCAUUAGCUGGUUCCCGGCAUUUACUGCUUGGCUGAGAAGUAGAAAUGAUUCAAAUCUGGCCAAAUACAAUCACUAUCCAUAUGAUGAGCAUGAAUUUGAUUCCUUGGCCCUGAAGUUUAUAGAGCAGACCAAAGUAGGGCAGGCCUUCAGAAGAUUUGUCAAAUUCGACAAAACAAUUCACCCACCAAUACUUAAGGCUAUGUACUUCUCUCUAAGACACACCAGUCAGCCAAACUCACAGGCAGAAAUUGAAGAAAUGGAAAAUCUACGCAAAAUCACAGAUAACUCGGGACUACCCGAGGGGAUGUGCUUCCCUUAUUGUCCCCAGUAUCUGACUUACGAGACAAAUAAGGUUUUACAGAGAGAGUUGUACCGUAAUCUGGCUUUGGCAGGGGCAUGUGUGUUCUUUGUGACUCUGGUUUUGAUUGCCAAUAUAUGGACCAGUAUGAUAGUGUUCUCUUGUGUCAUAUUUACUCUGGUUGAUGUGGCUGGGACCAUGUAUUACUGGGGUGUUACUAUAGACACCGCUAGCAGUAUUCUGUUGACCCUGUGUGUAGGUCUGGCUGUGGAUUACUCUGCACACAUAGGUCACACCUUUAUGACGGUGUCUGGCAGUAAAAAUGAACGUCCAGUGAUGGCGCUGACAGAGAUAGGGCCUGCAGUGUUUAAUGGCGGAUUCAGUACGUUCCUGGCUUUUGUUCUCCUUGCAAACAGUAACAGCUACGGCUUCUCUUUGUUCUUCAAGGUAUUUUUCACUGUGGUUGUGUUUGGGCUGUUCCAUGGAUUGGUAUACCUCCCUGUAGUGUUGAGCUGGUUGGGUCCUAAGCCGUAUGAUACCUCCUCAGUGCAUACCUCACCUAGAAAAGAGAAACCAGAGAAGCAUUCCAAUGGCUGCUUAGAGAACAUUGCUCCUCUGAACCAGGAAGCUGAUGCUGGAGACAGCGAGUUUUCACCUUGUAUAAAACUGGAGGAAAUGAACCAAGUGUAAUUCAGGGUAUUUCAAACUUGAGAAUUUCUUCAGGUCAGAGAUGUUUCUAUAGUAACCAAGAUGGCUGCCAAGCAGUGAUGGUUUAUAUCUAAUAUCUUUUCUGCCUUAUACCUCACCUUCUAAACUUUUUUUCUGUUGUAUGUUAACUUAUUCCCAUAUCUUUUGACAUAAGACUCUCUGAUUUAUUAUCUUCCACUGCUUAUUUGCUCUUUAUUGAACAAUUCAAAAUUUCAUGCUGA
Messenger RNA from Saccostrea cuccullata (small rock oyster), 3061 nucleotides. RefSeq names its product protein patched homolog 1-like. Bases 144 to 2822 code for a protein of 892 amino acids. Lineage: Eukaryota; Metazoa; Mollusca; Bivalvia; Ostreida; Ostreidae. The transcript is spliced from 21 exons. Gene Ontology annotation, cellular component: membrane. The record is from RefSeq and is a predicted model, not a curated record.